CAGUGCACAUACAAGAUAUAGAUAGAAAAGAAGAAAUCGAAAAAAAACCAUAUUAUUUUGCUAAAUUUUACUGUUGAAAAUAGUCUAUUGUGUGAACUAGAUAUAGAAAAUGUCAGCACAGGCUCAAGGAUGGCAAAGGGCAAUGAUUGGCCCAUUACCAGCUGGUUUCCUACGAUUGACAACAGAACGUGAAAUUCAAGAGUCGGCCGAUCGGCAAGCAGCGAUUGCAUUGUACCAACAACAAAAUGUCUCCUACAUGCCGGCUUCGAAUAUCGUCGGUCGCCUCAGCAUCACCGUUGCACAAGCGAAAUUAGUGCGGAAUUAUGGGCUAACACGGAUGGACCCAUAUGCACGCGUUCGUGUCGGUCAUUUCGUCUAUGAAACACAGACGGAUCCAAAUGGUGGAAAAACACCACGCUGGAAUCGAGUCAUUCAUAGCCAGUUGCCAAGUGGUGUGAACACGAUUUUUGUGGAAAUCUACGAUGAGUGCAGCUUUAAAAUGGAUGAAUUGAUUGCGUGGACCGAAGUCAAAAUCCCCGAAUCAGUUUUGCGCGGCGAAACACACGAGGAGUGGUACAGCUUGAGUGGCAAACAGGGUGACCAUGUUGAAGGAAUGAUUGAUGUUGUGAUGAGCUUUACGCCUGCUUCUGCAAUGGCCAGCUACAACUGCGCAGCAGUGCCGCCCGUUGUAAUGGUACCGAAUGUGUCCGGUGGCCAACCGUUACCGGUUUUCGUAACACCUCAGCCGCAAAUUCGUCAGCCAGCUGUUGAACAGCCCGUACCUGUGCAACCAAUCACCGAUGAUGAUGUGAAACAAGUCAAAGAAAUGUUCCCGAAUGUGGAUGAUGAAGUCAUUAGGUCGGUGCUUGAGGUAAAUCGUGGUAAUAAACAGAGCACAAUUAAUUCCCUACUUCAAAUGACUGAGCAGUAAAUAUUGCGCUGUAUGUUAAAAAGAAACCAACCGACCAACAAACGAACGAACCCCAUUCGUAGCACCGCCUUUUUACAUCCAACGCAAAACUUCGAAAAUAAUUCCGUUACUUUUUUUCUAUCCUCUGAUGAAUGAAUAUUUUUUUAAAAAACAACUACCUUUUCGGUGUCUUUGUGCCCAUUUCUGAUCGAUCUUCUACAGUCUCAUGCACGUAAUUGAAUCAUUAUCAUUAUUCCAAAAUUGUAUGUUUGAUCCGAAGUUUGCCAAAAUUCAAAUGAAGCCUCUGGAAGUGGAUUGAAAGAGCACAAGAUCUUUUGAUCUUCUCUUUCAGUCGUUAGUUAGUGAUUUUUAUUAUAAUAAGUGGAAAUUGUAUUAAUUUAUUCGCUUCUGUUUUAUUUUUUUCCAAUUUUGUUUAAUUUUUUUUUGAUUGGUCUCUCGGGCGAUAUCGAUAUAAAUAUUUAUUUUGUUUAUUUAUCAAUACGACUCGAAUUAUAGCAGCAGAUGAUUUGACAGCCUAAGAACAAAAUAACAACUUCUGAACUCUUUGCCGAUAAAUGAAACGAAAAAAAACUUAGAGCAAAAAAGAAACAAA
Sitodiplosis mosellana (orange wheat blossom midge) is the source of this 1523-nucleotide messenger RNA. RefSeq names its product toll-interacting protein-like. Gene Ontology annotation, biological process: ubiquitin-dependent protein catabolic process. The record is from RefSeq and is a predicted model, not a curated record. NCBI's taxonomy places the organism in Eukaryota, Metazoa, Arthropoda, Insecta, Diptera, Cecidomyiidae. Gene Ontology annotation, cellular component: cytoplasm. Gene Ontology annotation, molecular function: ubiquitin conjugating enzyme binding; ubiquitin binding. The transcript has 4 exons. The coding region runs from base 110 to 931 and encodes 273 amino acids.